Enterobius vermicularis (human pinworm) is the source of this 276-nucleotide messenger RNA. Lineage: Eukaryota; Metazoa; Nematoda; Chromadorea; Rhabditida; Oxyuridae. The record is from the annotation of a GenBank genome assembly.
AUGGAUAUAGAAGAAAAAGCACAGAAAAAAAAUAGCAAGUCAGAAAAGCUAAUUGAAAUAUUGAGAUCUGUAUCUAAUGGAAAACCAACAAUGACGCCACUGCUAUUGUUGUCGCUGCUGUUUGCUUCUGCCGUUUUUGCUGCUGUCGAUCGUGAUGAUGCAAUCCAGCACCGACAAAAGGUAUCAAAACAAGCAUCAGCCAAGCAGAUAAUGAUUAUGCAAGACGGAGACGGUCUUGUUUCAAAGACGGAUGGAGACCACCUGAUCAUUGCCUGA